Molecule: messenger RNA, 3138 nt
Organism: Malaclemys terrapin pileata
Lineage: Eukaryota; Metazoa; Chordata; Testudines; Emydidae
Gene: RUMY1
Product: family with sequence similarity 72 member A
Exons: 4
Coding region: 189-638 (149 amino acids)
Cellular component (GO): cytosol
Source: RefSeq, a predicted model, not a curated record
GUGAGUGUGGGAAGAGCAGCAGAAGGGGAACAGUCCCUGGGGCAAGGAUCCUGAGAGAGAGGGAGCUGAAGAGGGGGGGGCUAGGAGCAGCUAAAGGGGCCUGGUGGCCAGUUUGCCCUCAGAGAAGCAAGAAGCACCCUCAGCGCUCUCUGGGAAGAGGAGACAAACCAUUUCGGUCCAGAGCCAUCAUGUCCACUAGUGGUUUCACCUUCAAGGACAGGUGUGUGUCCGUGCUCUGCUGCAGAUUCUGCCAGCAGGUGCUGAGCUCGCGGGGGAUGAAGGCCGUGCUGCUGGCCAACACAGAGAUCGACCUGUACUCCACCGACAUCCCACCCACCAAUACUGUUGACUUCAUUGGAAGCUGCUAUUUCACUGACAUCUGCAAAUGCAAACUGAAGAAUAUUGCAUGUUUAAAAUGUGGCAAUGUUGUAGGUUACCAUGUGAUUGCUCCAUGCAAACCUUGCCUGCUGUCCUGUAACAAUGGCCAUUUCUGGAUGUUUCACAGCCAAGCAGUCUUUGGUAUAAACAGACUAGACUCCUCUGGUGUGAAUUUACUGCUUUGGGGCAAUUUACCAGAUUUGGAUGAAAGCACUGAUGAAGACCUGUCUGGCAUCUCUGAGGAGGAGUAUAUCAGAUAAUUAUCAGCAGUGUAUUCCCUUGUUACGUUGUAUUGCAGCUUUCUUCCCACUGUCUUAAUGUACAAACUCAAGCAAUACAGUCAACAGGAAGGCUGGCAAACCAUUUUUCAAAAAGGGUAUAAUGUAAUAUGCCUUAAGAAUCCCUCUCCGCUUUAAAAUGCGCCUAUCUGGAAAAUGAAUGGCAUACAGAUGGCCGCUACCGCUGGUUUUAGGGCUAUUUUGUUAUUAUAGUUCUAAAUCUUAACAGCUGCAGGUAAGGAAAACACAGGCUUUGACACGUCUACAAGUACCAGCUGCUGCCUGUUUUUCCUUCCUAAAUAACAGCUCAGUUGUGGAUCAAAAGUCUUGGUAUCACUGAAACAAAUUAAAUUUUUACCUUUAGGGUAGUGCUAUUGAGGAAUAGUUACUCUGGGUGAGCUGUGACAUUAUGAAGAGAAUUCUAUGGGCUCUAGUUAUGCCCCCUUCUGGACUCUGCCUUUUCUCUCUUCCCAUUCCACCCAUAGCCAAGAAGGUGGUAUAUGCACAGCCUCCUUUGAGGCCACAAUCAAUGCUAUCGAAAGAGUGGGCCAGCAGGGAUUGCUGAAACUGUACAGCCAUCUGUCUUCAUCCUGCUUUGGAGUUGUUUGCUUGUGAAACCACUAGGGAGAUGAGCAUUGGGAUGGUCCUGAACCUGGGUCUCUCGCCCGAGUUUUUUUGGAGUGUAAUAAGUACUCAGUUCUGCUAAAAACUAAACUGCAUAAGAAAUUUAUAGAGCGAGAUUUGCUGCCAGUGAACAGAAUGGCCGACAAAUGGUAAAUAAGGAAGUAUGCUGGGAACUGGCACACUUCCCUGCUUUAAAUGGAAAUGAAUCACGUUCAAUGAAAUAUUAGCAUAACUAUUCUUAAGAAAUGUUACACAGGUGAGGGAAACUCCUUUUGUUCUGUAGAAGUCUCCCUAUUGCGGUGAAAAACUGAAAGAGGGAGAAAAGGCAUAGUUUCCAAGCAAAAUAAUCUGUAAUUAUGUUUGUAUAUUUUGUCAGUAUUAAAUGAGAGGAGCAGCAAGUAUGAUGCUGGAGUAGCGCGUGAGACAAGUUUAGGGCCAGAUUCAAUAAAAUCUUCAUCUGGCUCUUGUGCUGAUGGAAGGUGGGUAAUCUCCACAGAGUUGGUGGUGGAAGGUGGAAAGGAGGCAGCCAGACAUGGUUUGGAGUGAAAUCUGGCUUCAAGAGUACUGUUCUGCUUGCGGCUACCAAGUAACUGCUUCAGCAAGUUUACGUUCUCAAAUGAAAAAUUUUCUUGUUUCUAAGGCUAGGAGGUUCGAAGAGAAUAACUUUGUAAAGAAAAAUCAUCUGACCAACAACUUUUAAAAAGGUAGACAUUUUACUUCAGAACAGAAAUAUUCUAUUUCAUGGGAAGGUUUCUGAAGUGACUUAUUGUACAUUUAUGUAAAGAGGGCUCUCACUAGAUGGUGCUUUAUAUGCCAAUUACAGACAUAGGGUGAGAUUUUCAGAAAUGCCUGAGUGACUUACCAAAAAUAUCAAUAGUGGGGCAUAAGAACAGCCAUACUGGGUCAGACCAAUGGUCCAUCUAGCCAGUAUCCUGUCUUCUCACAGUAGUCAAUGCCAGGUGCUUCAAAGGGAAUGAACAGAACAGGCAAUCAGAGUGGUCCAUCCCCUGUCGUCCACUCACAGCUUCUUGGAAAGUCAAGGAGACUUGUGCUCCUGAAGCACUUGGUAAAACCCUACCCACAGAGAAGAACCAACAGAGUAAGUCUGCAGUUCUGCAAUAAGCUCCAUGUGGGUAGAAUCCUCUUCAUUUAUUUGGGCUUGGUGAACAUCAGGACAGUGCCCAUUGUGCAAAACCUGUUAGGUUCUGAUCCUACAAAGGACUGCCCUGGAAAUCUGUGUGAAAUGAGUUUUUUAUCUCUCACAGCGAUUGUUUGAGACCACUUCAGAUAGUCCAUUUUUACAAAGCCAUUGUUUUAUUGUAAACCCCUAGCUACAUCCCCAACCAAGAUUUAUACCAAAAACCACAUACUCACUAGCCAUAGAAAAACACGGCCUUAGACACUGAAGAACACAACAGAAAGGCAGUUGCAGGCAUCCUGCUCCCUCUAACAAGCCCCUAACACAAAGCUCAUUGGUGUUUUGCAGAAGCCAAAGCAUUCCAUUCAUAAACCACAUGUAGACUUGGUACAUCUGGUUAGCUGAAGAUGGAUCUUUCAAGUGAUGUAUUUACAAAAGUGUAGUAGUACAUGAUAAGGUAGGGUGGAUUUCCUGAAUCCUACUAAAAGCAACUCCAAGAUCAAUAUCAAGAUUAACAUUUUGUAUAUUCUCUGUUCAGCUCUGAAAAGAUGCAGUGAAGGCAGACUCUUGUUUUAGUACUUUACUGUAUCUGUUCUCAAUUGGUGUUACUACCUCUUCUUCUGUGUUGGCUAAAGUGUGUAUUUGCUAUUUUUCUGUAUUUGGAUGUCUUGUUAUGACUGUAUGCUGUCUACAUGUGUAUCAAAUAAAUGUUGAUUUAUA